UCUUGCAGGUUUCACUAAAAUCCACGAGAUGGCGUGAAAGUAUGUUGAAAUCGCUAUAUUCUAGCGAAGUCCAACCAUACUAGUUGCAUAGUCAUAGAAAAAGUUUCAGUUUAAAAAUAUUAUGACGGAACAACGGUUCUCCGAGUAGUGUUUUCUGCGAUUACUGUGUUUAUCGUGUGAUUCGAUCAAUUCAAAUGUUGUAAAGAGUCGCUGGAAGUUGAGAAAAUUACCGAUUCGUCAUGCUUGUUUACAAAUGAGCUGUAAUAACUCAUCUCUCUUGCGGUUGUACAACUAUCACAGUAAUACUGUUCCAGACACUUCGGUUUGAGGAACGUUCAAUUCAAAGCGAAACGAGCGAAACCAAGCGAAGUAACUUGACUCUUGCGGCUUUGGCUACGAAUAUCAAUAAAUAUGACUGAUAUUACGAAGCAUAAAAGAAAUCAUCCUUGUCCCACCAGCAAGGCGAUAUGCAAGAUGAUCACCCACCAUAUGUCCGUUACUGAUUCCUUCAUGCAGGAGAACGAUGUGCGUUUGACUGAGGAUCAGCGCAGAAUUGAAGAUCUGUAUCUCCAACUUUCUGAAGCAAAAGACAAGCUUAAUAUCAACAAGAAAGUUCUUGAAGAAAAAGCAAUCAAGUUAAAUAUAGAAAACCAGAAACUUAAAGAAUUAGAGACUGAGAGGGAUAAAAUAAUUAAAACUAAUUACAACCUUGAACGAAAAUGCAAUGAAUUGAGAGUAAUCAAACCUAGCUUGAGAGAUCAGUGCCUUCUGGACCUUGGACAGAAAAAAUUUAACUUGUACAAACAAUUUACAAGGAUACGAUGGGACUACGGUGCACUUGACCAAGCAAGAAAAGGCCUUGUUACAGACAGAAAAAGCUACAUUCACACAUUUUCUUUCCACAAAGAUAUUGGGAGUAACGAGUUGAGCGAUCUUUUAUGGAAAGAAAUACAACUUUCAGUGGACAAAAAUUUCUCCAAGACCGAUGAAGAAAAAGAAAAUAAUUCAGUGAAUAAGUAAGUUCAACAAUUGAUCUACAAUUACAGAAUUAACCAUUGAAUGUGUAUAUCGUGGACAAUAUCACACAAAGUGAUAGUAUGAAAUUGAUUUCAUAAAUAUGAUUAUUGUACAGAUUAUCCUCGUAAAAUAUUGUGUAGAUAAAUCACCUUUCAAUUCACUGGAAUAGAAAACAAUCUGAUAUCCAAAUAGAUUCAAAAUAAUUUAU
Diprion similis is the source of this 1225-nucleotide messenger RNA. RefSeq lists its product as uncharacterized. Bases 412 to 1020 code for a protein of 202 amino acids. NCBI's taxonomy places the organism in Eukaryota, Metazoa, Arthropoda, Insecta, Hymenoptera, Diprionidae. The record is from RefSeq and is a predicted model, not a curated record. The transcript has 5 exons.